AAGUGAUAAUCGACACAGAAGUAUAUGUUCAAUUGCUCAUUGCCCUUCUUGUCAAAUUUUGAGCAACAUUUUUCAACAAAGAGGUGGUCGUCAAAGUACACGAGGGACAAUUAAAUUAUUUUUGACGGCAAACAGUACCUUGUAAAGGUCUUAGCUAAAGUUGUUUACAGUGACGAAAACAAACCUGAAAGAAAACCAGCAAAAGAUUACGAAACGUUGCUCACAGAAAACUGAAAUUCUUUGGAAAACUACUCUUUUAAGUGCUUUUAAAGUACACACAAAGGAACCACAGUAACGAAGAAUACACAAGCUGUUAAUCGAUUGAGAUUGAAAGUUAGGUUGUGGAGAUGGCAACCAAGGACUCAGUGACCAACACUACUUUGCAGAGUUCGAUUGCCUUUCUUCAAAUUCAGAAAAAUGCCAACUUGAAGAGGUCCACGUCAAUGAACGAAGAUGUAUUUAGGAUUUUUCGUCAGACCGGUCGACGCAUUACUUUGAUUAAGCAACAAGUGGAGAGGGAAAGAUGCACAUUCUUAAAAGACUCGUACACGGAGAAAAAUCAACUUUAUAAAGAGCUGGCGGGUAUUUUUCAUUCCAAGAAAGCAACUAACAGCCAACUAAGUACAGAGGUGCUCGCUGCUGCGCCUCCACAAGUGGUAAAGUCACGAGCUGGCCCGGCAGACAAAGCAAAAGAGGCUGGUCAUUGCAGCGCCCACAAGUCGCCAAAGGUGGAACUGCGUCCCAUCAACGUCAACGUCUUGAAAAGAUGCGAAUGUUGUCGACGAAGGGCAUUUCGAAAAGUCGAGGACGACGAUGAUGAUGACGAUGUAUUUGAUGAAGAAGCGUUUCAGUGCGAGAGCCAGGCUCCGGACGACAAGUCAAAUGAUAAAACUAAGCCCAAAGCUACCAGAAAGAUAAGCAGAGCUUCGAAGUCGCCAAGCAACAGUACAAAGGGAAAAAAAGAACGCGGCACAAGUCAACAAAAACUGACUAAACUAGUUCAAUUUAGUCGAUAUGACGAUAUUAGAAUACCUGCCACUCAGAGAGUGCAGGCGGGAAUAUGGACUUUGAAAAAACAGAAUGGUCGACCUCGUGAUCAAGAGAAACAAAGUAAGUCAGUUAAUUUUCAAGCUAAUAACUUGCCUACAAGCCCGUGUCGUGAGGUCAAGGUUAAGUCUGAGACUCCAGGUCUGACUGCAGUUGGAGGACCGACGGUCAAAUCCAGGGCAAGUAUAAAAAUCGAAAGCCACAGUAACAAAAACGACAAAGUACGCUUGGAUAGCAAUGCCUGGGCAUCCCACUUGCAGAGCAUUCAAGAGAAGAAAAUAAAUAAUAACAACACGCUAACUGGCUUGUCAAAGGCUUACUGUGCAUUUAAAAAAAUGCUGAACAAAAUGGAGGAAGAGUACGGGGCGGAACAAAUACAAGAAGAAGAACUGAGAGCUGAGAGUCGCGCUGAGUUGCCAGCCAUUAGUCGCCCAGUUUCGAACGUGUCUAGGAGUGAUUCUAGAUGGGUACCUUUACGUCGAAGUUCAGACACACUCUCCAUUCGUCUGAAUUCCUGGACAAUUGGAAGUCUCGAGCCUACUUCUAUGGACAGCCUCAGUGAAAACAGCAAAGAAGAAGAAGAGGCGUUGAACCUAGACAAUGAGCAAGGUGAGAAAGAUGGAGAUUCCCUACAUGAAGCGUACAUUUUAGACAAGAGUUCUCUGCCAGACAUUUUACAGAAUCAAAGAAACACUUCAAAAUGAAAUUCAGAAUGUUCCACUAUCAUUAAGAUCCAUUGUAAAUAUUUAUUUUAGAAUAAUAAACAAAAAAUCUACACUGUGUCAAUAUGUCGUCAGUCUAUUCGCACUGCCGUUCGCACCGUCACCUCCACAGACAAAGAGUUUCCUUUUCUUUUUAAUUAUAAUGAUGAUUCUUUUUUUAUAAGAUUAAAGCAGUAAAAAUGAGAAAUUUUCAUGAUACGAUGUAUUUGGAAG
Messenger RNA from Orbicella faveolata, 1982 nucleotides. RefSeq lists its product as uncharacterized. The record is from RefSeq and is a predicted model, not a curated record. Lineage: Eukaryota; Metazoa; Cnidaria; Anthozoa; Scleractinia; Merulinidae.